Messenger RNA from Sitodiplosis mosellana (orange wheat blossom midge), 802 nucleotides. RefSeq names its product rabankyrin-5-like. The record is from RefSeq and is a predicted model, not a curated record. Gene Ontology annotation, molecular function: protein binding. The transcript has 2 exons. Lineage: Eukaryota; Metazoa; Arthropoda; Insecta; Diptera; Cecidomyiidae. Bases 16 to 750 code for a protein of 244 amino acids.
CUGAUUUCAUGUGGAAUGGUCGUGGUAGUUGAUGAACUUUGCACAUUGGGUGUUUCGUUCAGUUCUCCAAAUAGCAAAGGCGACUCACCACUUUGGUCGGCGCUUGAAUCUGAACAGGAUGAGAUAGCUUCUGUUUUGGUCAGACAUGGAGUUGACAUCGAUUGCUGGAGCUCAACUGGUCCCGAAGGCUGUUUACAGACUCUUUUACAUCGUGCAAUCGAUGAGAACCGUGAAUCAGCAGCAAUGUUUCUUAUUCGAAGCCGCUGUGACUUGGAUUCACCAAGACAAACAGGCCUUAAUGGGGAAGGUGAUAAUAAAAUUCUGGACAAAGCAUCUCCUUUACACUUAUGUUGUCAAUGGGGCCUAGUCCAAGUUUUAAAAACACUGAUUGAUCAUGGUGCGAACGUGAAUGCAGUUGAUUCAUUGAAUAGAACUCCUUUACAUACUGCUAUCGAGAACCAACACGAAGAAAUUAUCAUGAUUUUAUUGUGUCAUCCAAGUAUUAACUUGAAAAUACGAGACAAGGCAGGAAAUACAUGCUUUGCCGCAGCAUUGACAUUUCGAAAUCAUAAAGCAGCACAAGCCAUCCUCGAACGUUUACCGACUGCGGCUGAACAAAUGGAUCAGCGGGGACGAAAUUUUCUGCACGUUGCUAUCAUGAAAGACGAUUUAGAAAGCGUACUAUUCCUAUUGUCGAUUCAAGUGGACGUAAACUCUCGAGUACAUGACGUAAAUCAAACAGGUGCCUAGAAAAUUUUCAAUUAGCAUUUAUCCAGUCAAAAGAAGAAAAACAAAGACUUAA